Delphinapterus leucas (beluga whale) is the source of this 4945-nucleotide messenger RNA. It is a transcript of the gene C20H19orf12, whose product is annotated as chromosome 20 C19orf12 homolog. NCBI's taxonomy places the organism in Eukaryota, Metazoa, Chordata, Mammalia, Artiodactyla, Monodontidae. The record is from RefSeq and is a predicted model, not a curated record.
UGGGAAGAGAAUCUGGACGCUAGUUUAGAGGUGAUCAGGAAGGGAUGUUACUGAUUUAGGGGCUGGGGGAGAUUAACUUUGUGGGGACUGGUAGCUUCUUUAGCCUUUAAAACAAACAAACAAAAGAAAUAGGAAUAUUUUGAGAGGGUGUGAAGCGACCUGCUCAUGGGCCAGGUAGGUAGGUAACGUGUGCUCUGCUAGGGUCCUGCUCGGCUCUGGCCUGCGUUGCUGCAGAUGGCGGCCCCAAUGUGGCUUGUGCUUUUGAUUUUUCAGGAGAAAUCACAAGUCUGAGGUGUAUGUGAAAUCUCUUGAUUUUAAAAUUCUGGCAACUAAUUCGUUUUUAAAAAGUCUGUGGGCUAAUCUGACAAUGUUUACUGAUGGGAUCCAAUCUUUGCCCUGGGGCAUAGAGAGGUGGAAAGACACGGUUUAUAGGAGCCAGUGGGCACACUGGAGCUUUGUAAAUUUCACCAGCAAAGUAGAAAGUACUGAGGAUUGCAGGUGGGCAACAUCACUCUGAUUCUUAAGUGGCCCUGCUUUUCUAAUUUUUAAAAAGAGCUGUGUGCAUGGAGGUCUGUGUUAGCUCUGCAGCCUUCCUCUCCUCAUCUCUCACAAUCUGGUCCACCUCAGAAAGCCAGGCUAUAGUCUCAGGGGUGGGCUCAUCUCCCUCUCCCCCAGAUCCCUGCUGUAAUCGGCAGACCAGCCUGGGUGCUUACACGAAACCAGGGCUUCACGUUGGCAUUUGCCUUCCCUGUGGCUGGCAGAUGGGCUUCCUGUGACCGGAGCCUGUUUCGUGGACAAAUCUGAUUCUGAAAUAGGUGUGAUAUGGGGGGAGGCACACUCCCGCCCCAUUGAGGUCUGUCCCCAUCAGAGUGCUCCUGUCUCCUCCCUCCUCACCCGCUUCUCUACUGCUUACAGACAAAGGCAGCUGGAGUGGGAGAAGGAGAAGCAGGACCGGCUUCCUUUCUCAAUCUGGCAGCCCUGGAGAAGUUGGGAGGCUGAGCUUUUUAGCAAGGGCUCAGGAGAUAGGGCUGCAAACCUUUCUUCCCCAGCAAGAGUCUAUUGAUGCUCUAACUUCUAAAUGAUUCUUACAAGGAAAUUAAACCAGCAUUCCCUUGGAUGGAGGCAGCCACAAUGCCACCUCUCUACCCAUGGUGUGGAACCAUUGAACCCAGCUGGAAUCAGGCCACUUCCUUGCCUCCCCUCCCACACACCAUGACACCUGCUAGCUCUCCAGUCCUACAGAGCUCUGGGCUUGUGCCUUGUGCUGGCCCAACUGGGCUAAGUGGAGGUUGGAAGUGGCGUUUGCACAGUGAUGUCUCAUUAGCCCCUGUGGGUUUCGACCUAAAGUCAUUCAGAGCAGGUUGGAAACUGUUUUUUUGGUUUUUGUUUUGUGGGUUUUUUUUAAUAGACAGUAGAGGGUGAAACGGGUAUAUAUCUAUUUCCUUCCUCUUUUACAUACCUUUUCUUGCUGUGCAGAAACUCUUUCAAGAGUACAGAUCCAUAAUUCUGCAGAAAACCUGUUUUAGGAGUGGCAUCUGGGCAGAGUACACUGGCCUAGAAGCCAGACUUGCAGAUCAAGCAUGGCAAGGCUCAAGGUCUUCAUGCCUCUGGGAAUGGGAGGCUCAUUGCAGCCUCCAGAGGGGCCUUCGAGGGACCUGUGCUUCAUCUCCCUUUUUUCAGCAUAAGUGACAGAUAAAAAGCUGGAUAUAAACCAGAGCUAAGCUAGAAGGUGACUAGAUAUUUUACAGGAGGAUUUUUAGCUUUUUGAAAGGUUUUACCAUGAAAUUAAUUCCUUUGGUUAUCUUAAUAUGUACUUGAAAUUAAACAUUUUGUUUGCAUAGCUUUACAGGACCAUGGCUUUUGGGUAAAUCAGGUUACUCUCUCUCCCCCCACUUCUGAGUGCAGUUCCUUCGCUGUUAUUAAUGCUAUAAUGUUAUCUUGACAGUUGUGCCUGGAAAAUUCUUGACCUCUGGAAGGGUGGAAGGGGGCUCUCUUGCAGGGAGGAGGAGGGGGCAUGUGCUCUGUCUACACGUGGUCACUGCUGGUGAGCAGAGGGGCCUGGAAGCUAGCAGGCAUUUUAGCAGACCCAGGACACUUGGGAGACAGAGCAAGGACAAACACACUUGAAUUCUCCUCUAGUCCAUUGGGCAACCCUGCAGGACUGCCCCUCCACUGCCUCUCACACCCCUGGUGAACAGACACAUCUGGGGGAUGCCUCUUUGCAUUUCUGAACUCAAGGACUGAGUAACAGACGUCAGACAUCUUGAGUCAUGCUCUCAUAGACUCUUGCUGUCCAAAGUGAGGGCAGAAGAUCACCUGAGGGUGCUUGUAAAUACAGAAUCUCACCCUGCCCAUAGGGGCCGUGUUUAACAAGAUCUUCAGUGACUCCUGUGCACUGGUGGAGAAUCACUGAUGUCAAGAAUAUAAAAGGAAAAGAGGGGAAAUUUACAGGGGCUGGAGCACAGGAUCCCUCUUACCUCUCCUGGGACUACAAAGACGUUCUGACUGGUGAUACAGGAGAUCCACAGAUUUGUUCUAAGGGCUGAGAAUUCUCUCUUGGGAUUGGGAGGAUAAUUUUACAUUAGAGACUAAUUCUGGAUUAUUCUUGGGUUUAAAAAAAAAACCUCAUAUAUCCAAAAGAUAUUGAGUAAUAGAGUCUGCUCCAAACUUCCACAGUCGAGUUCCUUUAGUGAAUGUUUGCAUGUCUCAGCCUUAAAUGAAAAGGGGAGUGUUGGUGAGAAAGGAAAGUGCCCAUCAAGCCUUGGGUCUAGCCGAAGCUGGAAGGAGAAUCACCUGCUCAUUGCUGCUUUGAUUUUACUUCCUAUCCUGCCAGGUGGCCCAUCAGUGCCAAAGCUCUCCAUUCCCACCAACCUUGGGGCGGAGCCUGCCCUGCCCUCACCCUUGCCCCUGCCUGUCGUUUUCCUGCUAGUGUGGCAGACAGUUUCCUGACCCCAGAGAAUUUUUCUAAAGGUCAUUGUUCCAAAGUACACCCAUCCAUCUGUCAUCUGUCCAUCCAUAUGCAAACCCCUGGAAUUCUUUGAUUUCUUUUAUUCUCUGGUUGUUUCACCUUACUACAUCAUCCUGUCCUUGCCUUUGAUGUCUCAUGAGUAGAACUGGAUUGACUCUAUGAGUGGUUGCUUAUAGAAGCCAGUGGUGUAUGUUAGGAACCAAACGUUCAUUUAGAGCCAUCAUGUCUGAGAGUCUGCAGUGUUCCAGACUCGCUCCAGGCACUUUGCUUCCAUUCUACUUACACUUUGCAAGAAUCCAGCCUAUAGGUGGUUUAUCUCCAUCUUACAGGUGAAGAAUCUGCCAUUCUGCUCAGGGUCAUCCAGUGGGUGAAGGCUGUGUGGUUGCAGAGUCCUGUGCUUUCCCCUUCUCUGGCUUGGCGUGGGCAGAGAUGCCCUGUCACACAGGAGACGACCAGGGGCUGGGACUUUGUGCAGUCGGCCAAGGUUUGCGCUCGGGGAUUGCCUGAGCCAGCUGAAAGGCCCUGAUGCAAGAGAGCUCAGACUUGCCUCACUCGUGAUGAACUGGUGGAACAUGUGGCCAGCGUUGCUCCUUAACCUGUUGUAAAUCAGAAGUUAAUCAGAGGGCAGAGAAGACCUUUCAUCCACCCUGCUGAUUCAGUCUGCUUAUUAACUGAAAGCUGCCCUGCUUUCUCUUUGGCAAAGGACUUGGCACAUGACCGGGGAGUGCUGUCAUCGUGCAUACAGCAGAGGUCUGCUGCGAUGCCCGUCGCGGUGGAGGACAUCAUGAGGCUGCUGUGCUCCGUCUCUGAGGAGAGGAAAAUGAGGGCGGCCGUCAGGCACUCCGGGAGGGGCGCCCUGGUCACAGGGGCCGUGGCCUUCGUUGGUGGUUUGGUGGGCGGCCCACCAGGACUAGCCGUUGGGGGGGCCGUCGGGGGUUUGUUAGGCGCAUGGAUGACAAGUGGACAGUUUAAGCCAGUUCCUCAGAUCAUAAUGGAGCUGCCACCUGCCGAGCAGCAGAAGCUCUUUAACGAAGCCACUGCCAUCGUCAGGCACCUGCAGUGGACGGACGCCGUGCAGCUGACCAUGCUGGUCAUGGGCAGUGAGGCCCUGCAGCAGAAGCUGCUGGCGAUGCUGGCCAACUACGUCACCAAGGAGCUCCGGGCGGAAGUGCAGUACGACGACUAGGCCUCUGCUCCGGGACGCGGGGUCCAUUUAGAUGAUUCCCCCCGACUCAUGGAAGGUGACUGGGGAGCUGCAGGAAGCCCCACAUCAUCAGAAUAUUACCCUAAACUGUAGCGAAAUCUCCUGCUGGAGAGGCUGGGGCUGUGCCAUAUCAUGUUCUGGAAUUAUUUGAGAAGAUGCCGUGUUUUGUGGCUGUGUGCACCUGUGUGCCCUGACAACCCUUCAGCUGGGAAGCUGGUGAACAGUAAAGCCGUGACUGCUGCCGCGUAGCGGCAGUUUUCUGAAUCUACUCUCACACAGGAGCUGGAAGAAGGUCUUCACGUUCAGCCUUCUCAUCUCAUCGUGUGAAGAUGACGCCUGUCCAGGCAGCCGUUGCAGGACCAGCCCUCCCUUGGGACCUUGGAGCUGUCCCCUGCUGGAAUCAUGUUUACCUCUUGAAUGCCCCUUCCCCACCCAGUGACUUGUGAGUGGUCUCAGGGAGGGGGCAGUCGGCCUGCUGAGUGAAGCCACAAACGUCAGUGGCACCCAGCCCCUCCCCCAGUAGCUGCCCGACUGGGCUCUCACCCUCCCAGGGGCUUGCUUUCCCCAUCUGAAAAGUCAUAGUAGUUCCUGAGUUCUGUUUUUUAAAUUAAAUAUUUUCAGUAAAUUAUUGCUCUUUCUGAAGUGGUAGAAUCAUAAACUUUCUCUAAGAAAUGAGUCCACCCUAAGUUUCCCCUAAUAUUAUUUUUGCUUUGCUUUCAGAACCACAGUUUGACAAGUGUCAUCAAACUACAAUAAAUGUUUUCUGAACAGUC